CCCACUUGCUUUCAGCCAAUGAGCGCACGGACAGAGCUGGUGAGUGAUGAGAGCAGCAGCGAUGAAGCUCUGAGUCCAAGUCAAUCAGUGGAGACGUGUCGUCAGUGGAGCAGCAGAGCUGAGCCUGUGCAGAGGACAGAGAUGGAGUGGCGUCAGCAGACCAGUGUCAGCUGUGCACACGCGUUCAAGGAGGCCCAGCGCUGGAUCCAGGAGGUGACUGGAAAGUUGUUUGGUUGCAGUGACUUUCGUGCUGCCUUGGAGAAUGGAGUCCUGCUUUGCGAUUUGAUCAACAAGUUGAAACCUGGCAUCAUUAAAAGAGUAAACAGGCUGUCUACUCCCAUCGCUGGCCUGGACAAUGUGAACGUGUUCCUCAAGGCCUGUGGGAAACUGGGACUGAACGAGUCACAGCUGUUUCAUCCAGGAGACCUGCAAGACCUGUCCACUCGCGUCACUCUCAGGCGAGAUGAAAGCAGCAGAAGACUGAAAAAUGUUCUGAUCACCAUCUACUGGUUGGGUCGCAAAGCUCACCUCGACGCAUUCUACAGUGGACCUCAGCUCAACUUCAAGGCCUUUGAAGGACUGUUAGGUUUGGCCUUGUCCAAGUCCUUAGAUGAGGGCAGUAACGUGUUUGUGAAAGACGGCGGGUACAGAGAGUGCUGGUACCCGGAGAGGGAGGAACGUCAGCGUAUGAGACAGAGCUAUAAAAGGGAAAACUCUGUGGACAGUGUUGGUUCUCCGGACUACCGGGGCCUCCGCCCAAAUAGUGAAGGUUGUGGAAGUGAUGCAGAAGCUGAGCAGGUCUUCAGGAUGGAGACCUCACAGCCUCCAGUCCAUCAGACUAAAGGCCAUAUCCCACCACCACUUCUACGGAGAAUACAAAGACAAGAGGGCAAUGGAAGCGGCUGCGACGGUCCACUCCCCAGGAGUAAAUCACUCAGCGACAUCCCGAUGUUCUACCCGGCGCGUAAACUUCCUAAGCAGAACACUAUUCCCGAUGUGGGCCAGGACGCUGACACGGCAGAGGAGUGGCAGCAAGAAAAUGCACAGAGGAGCAGCGUACCCGGAAAGGACAGUGAGGCUCAGUGGCAAGAUGACUUGACGAAGUGGAAGAAUCGUCGCCGGAGCUCCAAGAUUGACUGCCGUAGGAAGUCGCUGGACAGAGAGCAUGUGAUUAAUGCCUGCUCUCUGUCCAUGACCAAUAGGGCUGUGAGCAACUUUAAGAAUGACACAGAACGUGGCGCAAUGCUAAAGAGAGACCAGCCGUCACCACGCAGGAGUAACCCCGCCCCCCGGCUCCACUCCACCUCUCCUCUGUCAAAAUCAUCAAACUCUGAUCUCCGGCCACAUACUCGAGCUCUGCUGACCCGCAGCUACGCCACUGAGGCACCUUUCAUUCCCACUGCCACACUUAUCCUCCACUACCCAGCCCCUACGCAGGGAUCACUGGUAGGAGUCAUGCCUGCCUCCGAUGGGACCAUCUUGGGAGAGGAGAGCCACUUUCCCUCCUCUGCUUCAGAGGGAGCAGGAGCCACCACACCUUCUGCAGACUUCCCUUUCAGCUCUCAGACUCAAGUCAAAGCUCAGGGCAGCCCAGCUCCUCUGCAGUGCACAUCUGAACCGACUCAGCCCCAGAAUGUUCCUAUAAAUAAAAUCUCCACUCUGGUCACAACCUUGCAGCCAAAGGAGGCCACAAAAUCAACCUGCACUGUGUCUACGAUGAAUCACAAGGAGCUUCCACCCAGCAUCGAUCCAACAGUUCCAUCCUUUUGUCCUGCUCCAGUGAAUCAGGCAUCUCCGAAGGAAAUGUCCCAGGAGGAGAGCCUUAAGACAUCUUGGGAACCAGUUGAGCAAACUGCAGGUGUCUACAAGUACUUGUCCAGAACUGCAUCAUGGUCCGGUUCUGCCAGCCUUCCCCGCGGGUACCGGCGGUCCGAGGGCUCAUCCCGUCUCUCUUCUGCGAUCACAGCGAGACCCUUUGGGACCAAGCAAUCGAGGAUGUCUUCGCUGCCGAGACUGUGCAGUGUAGAUGGCAACGGUUCGCAGUUGACUAGUGAGAAAGAAAAAUGUCUUUCUCCACCCUCGAAAUCUUCUCUUAAAAGACAGACUGCAGCCAGUCACCUGAGGAGUCCCUACCAGGCUUCACUCCGACUGAAGAAAACCAGUCAGAUAAAGCAGAGUGGUACAGAUCAGGUGGGGGAGGAGGAGGGGACAGGGGGGUCCAUACUCUCCACUCAGACCUCCAUCAAGACAAAUGGGUUUCACCAUCAGCCCUGCACCCAGCCACUACCGCAACCUAAUUCAGCUCUGCAGGCCCAACACUACAACAGCUCCGCUCUGCCGACAUCUACAAAGGUGGAUCACAGUAACAUGAGAGUGAGCCUUACCCUUAAACCCAACAGUGUACCAGACUUUGGUUUCCAGACUCACUGGGACUCGACAGGAGCGAGAGUAAAGUUCAUUCAGCUCGGCGGUCCAGCAGAGCUCUGCCAGCUGUGUGUGGAUGAUGAGAUCGUGGCUGUUGAUGGAGUGGCGGUGGCACACAUGAACUACAACCAGUGGAAGGAUAAAAUGACAUCUGCUCUGCAAACCGGCAGCUUAACCAUGGAUAUUAGACGCUAUGGCAACAAGGAUUGGAGCUCCAGUGAGGGGAGUCCUCACACCCAGCCAGGCAAGAGCAGGAUGACCCUCAAUCUGACGGCCGCAGCGCCUGUUCUGAUAGGUUGUUCUGAUCACCAUGCCAACAGCACUGCCUCUACAGAAACCGCAGCAUUGAAAUUCAAUGGGCACACAGACAAUGUUAAACAAGGUAAAGUCUUGGAUGGAGGGUUUGCUGAAGGCCACAGGACAGCCAAAAGUAAAGGAGGUUCAGAAUCUGCGAUAUCUGAUCUCCAGGUGCCGUCCCUCAGCCCCUCCUCAUCCAGCUGGUCGUGGGACCGAGAGGAGGAUCGACGACGGCAGGAAAAGUGGCAGGAAGAGCAGGAGCGCCUCCUACAGGAGCAAUACCAGCGGGAUCAGGAGAGGCUGGAGGCAGAGUGGCGGAGGGCACAGCAGGAUGCGAUGGGGGACUUGGGCAGGAAGUCGGAGCUAACCACCAUCCAGAUGAAUGGCAGUGAGAGGCCUGCCAGCACGCAGCUCCAUGUGAGCGCACUGUCAAACAGAGAAGAGCAGAGCCCUGACGGAGACAAGCUGAAAGAAUCGGGACGUAAACCUCAGAGUGAUGCACACGAAGAGCAGACUGACACCAUCGCUGAACAACACUGGGCUGUGGAAUCUUGUGGCUUUGCUCAGCUGUCUCCUGCACACAGGGCAAAGUCCUUGUCUUCUCCGGCAUUAGCUGGCUCCCACAAACAGAUACGAGGUGAUCAGAGGAAAAGAAAAGGACCAUCUCUGUCUAAGGCUGAGCAAGACAGGCAGAUGAUUUUGGAGGAGAUGAAGAAAAGAACUCAGCUCCUGACGGACAACAGCUGGAUACGUCAGCGCAGAAGCAGCUUUUACAAGGAACCAGUCAACGGCAUGGUUCCUCUGAAGAGGUAUGAGUCUCUGGACAACCUGGAUUCUAUGCGUCACUCCCCAGUAUCAGCCGAAACAUUCGGUUACCCUCGCCCACACUCAGCUGCAGGCUACUGCGCUCCGAGCAGGAACUCCUACUCCCGCUACAGCACCGGAGCCAUUUCAUCCAGGAAAUCUGAAUCCAAGGACCCAGCUCAUCACAAUGGUGUAUGGGCUGCCGCCGACAUUUCGGAGGAGCGGAAACUGGAGUCCAGGUUUGAAUCUGAAACUGUGUGA
This is a messenger RNA of Paralichthys olivaceus (Japanese flounder), 3786 nucleotides long. The record is from RefSeq and is a predicted model, not a curated record. Lineage: Eukaryota; Metazoa; Chordata; Actinopteri; Pleuronectiformes; Paralichthyidae.